AUGGUCUACCCUCAUCUUGAUUCCUUUUUCAAUCAAUUCCAGGCUUGGAUGUCUUGGAUCAGCCAUGGAUUGUCCAGUUUGUCUGAACGCAUUAACUCAUUCGUUUGCUUUGUUGCACGCAGCAUCCUUUCGGUUUGUCACAUUAUCCUGGGUCCAAAUCAUGCACAGUGGCAUGAGAUCUUUGUCUUCGAUGAACAAGAACAUCAAGGCAGCAGUAUGGUUUGUCGAUUCAUUGCUGGCUUCGGCAUUUGUCACCGUGUGCAAGGAUCUUUCAUUAUCGAGCAGUACGGAGAGACAACACUCUAUCGUCUCCUUUUCGAUGGCGACGAAGUGAUUGAUGCUGAUGGACCCAACACCAAGGGCAAUCCAGCUCAAGGAUCGAUUCUUCUUCCUGAUGGAAUCAAAUGGAAGCAGACUGCCAAGAAAGCCAAAAGCAACAACACUACCAAUGUCCGUGGUCGAUCUGUUUUCCUCGCGUUCGAGGCCAAUCUUACAGGUUUGACGGCUCUCCAGCUUACCCUUAUUCAUGACCGCCAUGACCACAAAGCAAAGGAGACUGCUUUGGAGCUUCAGAGUGCGUUCGAAGGAGCUUCCGUCCAUGUCAACAAGCAUCCUCAUCCAUUCAACAACUACUAG
Seminavis robusta is the source of this 636-nucleotide messenger RNA. Lineage: Eukaryota; Bacillariophyta; Bacillariophyceae; Naviculales; Naviculaceae. The record is from the annotation of a GenBank genome assembly.